Clunio marinus is the source of this 1792-nucleotide messenger RNA. The record is from the annotation of a GenBank genome assembly. Lineage: Eukaryota; Metazoa; Arthropoda; Insecta; Diptera; Chironomidae.
GUUGGUGUUGGUAAUAAAUUUUGGUGUUUUUCGGGGAAAAAUAUGUAAAAGAAUUUUUUUAAAAUCAGGAAAAAUAAAAAGUGAAAUAGAAAAAUUAAAUCCUGCAACAUGAUAAACACGAGUAAUUUGUUGUGCAAUAUGUGUUAUCAGUCAACAAAUCAGUUGUUUCAGGUGCCAGGAUAUCACGCACCAACUUGUGCAAAGUGUUCUGAAAAUAUCACAAGAAACUCGACACCAGCAACAACACAACAAUUCUAUCAACCUUCAUCUGCAGUGCAGCAACAACAGCUUCCGAUAGGGAAUCAAGCAGAGCCGGCGAUGGUUCCACCACCGCAACAUACUGUUACACCAACAAUAAGAAAUGAUCAGCAACAGCAGCUAGGGGCUCAAAUAGCACAUCACAAAAAGUUCACAGCAACAACGGCGACCAAUAUCUCUUCAACAUUUGAACUUGAACAAGCAUUAAUCAAUAUGGAUGGUGAAAUAUUGUUGGGAGAAGAAGGGCAAUGUCCAAUUUGUCAAAAGAUUUUCAAUCGUAAAACUUCGCUGCUUAAUCACAUCAGAAAUCAUUCAGCUGACAAAAAAUAUGUUUGUGGGUAUUGUCAGAAAGGCUUUUCACAACAAGCAAAUUUAAGGAAUCAUGAGAGAAUCCAUACAAAUGAUCGUCCUUAUGUCUGUAUCGAUUGUGGAAAAGCUUUCACUCAAAUCACAAACUUAAAUAACCAUCGAAGACUUCACACCGGCGAGCGUCCUUUUGUCUGCAUUGAAGUUAACUGCGGGCGCAGUUUUGCACAAGUCACAAAUCUCAAUAAUCACAUGAAGACACAUCAUAAGAUCCAACAAUAUGUUUGCAGUCAAUGCCCGAAGAAAUUCCACACAGUCACUCAACUUAAUCAUCAUUUGGGAACUCAUGGAAUCACAAUUAAGACUCAGAUAGCUCCGAGAGGAGAGUUCUCUUGUAAUUUGUGUCCGACAUUCUUUAACGAUGAAUCACAAUUGAAACGACAUAUUCAAAGACAUGCCGAAGGCAGAUAUUUUCCUUGUACCGUGACAAACUGCAGUGAAGGUUUCUCAUCUAAAAAUCAACUCAACAAACAUCUCCAGAAUCAGCAUCCAAAUGAACCGAAUCGUCGAAAAGAGUCACGUCAAGUUCCACUUUCUCUCCUUCAACUGCCAGGCAAUUCACAUCUUAAUCCUACAAAAACAAAAAUUAAAAUUGAGGAAGACAUGAGAAUGUCAGCUUCAAAUCAAGUUGCACAAAUUCCAAUACAAAUUGCAGGUCAUAAUGGGACAAUAGCAAUCAAUCUUUCAUCGCCAUAUCAUCCCCACCACACAUCAUUUAACAGCGAGCACUUGUUGAAUAAUGGAAACACAAGUGAUGCAACAAAGAAAGUUUUAUCGAUAACCGAAAUAAUCAACAAUAGGCAGAAGUGUUAGGCCUGUCCAAUUUGAACCAUUUGAGCAACUUUAAUCACUUUCUGAAUUCAUUUAGUCAUUCAACGGCCAUACCCGGUAAUUCUUCAAAGUUCGUUUGUAAUUAUUGUUACAAUGUCUUCAAAACCACGCACACAUUGGAAAAACAUUUGCAAAAGUUUCAUAGCUAAAUCAAUUUAUGAAGCCAAAUCAACAGAAACCAUUUUUUCUUAAUGCAAUAAAAUGAUAUAAAUUAUUAUUCUUGUUGAUAUCAAAAUUUUAAUGAUCUCAAAACUCGGAAAAAAUGAAAGGAGAUGAAUUGUAAAUAUUUAAUAUAGAAAAUCUAAAAGAGAAUAAAAUUAAGAAGUUAAACUUUUAU